CCCCGCUCUGACGUGGGUGCCCCCCCUCUCCCAGCCUGGAUUAGUGGCAGCUUGGCCUGACUCUCCGGGGCUCCUUCCCCGCCCCCGCCUGCCGCCCUCCCAGGGCAGGGGGCUACUCCAGGAGGGGCACUGUGCUGCCCAGGGUGCUGGAGGAGGAAACCGGCGGAGCAGCUUCCCCACUCUCAGUUGCGCGUCUGGCGAUGGCGAUCAGAGGUCCUGCUGCGCUCCCUGCCUCGCUCUUGCUCCACUAGCCGCGCCGCCCGCCGCACUCCCACCGCGCCCUCGCUGGUGCCUCUCUCCCGGCUCCCGGGAUCGGCUCCCUUCCAGGCACGAUCCCCUCCCCUUGCCCCCGGCAGUCCCCCCACUCCAUCUACGACCCGGGGCGCGCGCUCCCCCCGGCCCGGCUCCCGCUCUCCCUCCGGGGGCCGCCCGCUCCCUGACCCCGGUCCGGCCCUCCCAGCGGCGCAGCACGGAGUCUCGGCGUCCCAUGGCGCAGCCCACGGCCUCGGCCCAGAAGCUGGUGCGGCCGAUCCGCGCCGUGUGCCGCAUCCUGCAGAUCCCGGAGUCCGACCCCUCCAACCUGCGGCCCUAGAGCGCCCCCGCCGCCCGGGGGAG
Molecule: messenger RNA, 615 nt
Organism: Erinaceus europaeus (western European hedgehog)
Lineage: Eukaryota; Metazoa; Chordata; Mammalia; Eulipotyphla; Erinaceidae
Gene: HRURF
Product: HR upstream open reading frame
Exons: 2
Coding region: 488-592 (34 amino acids)
Source: RefSeq, a predicted model, not a curated record